UAAAGAUUACGCUCCGAAGGUUCCCAGAAAGCCUGUCUGUGAUGGUAGUAGUAGUCGCAGCAACAGCAGUUACAGUACUUUGUCAGGUUGAUAACAACCACCAUAUUGGAACGCUUCUUAACUCUCCAGAGGCGCAUAUCAGCCCGGCUAUCUUUGUUGCCCUGUUUCAAUUAAUGAACUUGCUUCUUAGCUGUCCCAACUCACAGCUGACAGCCACUACCGUGAUCUUCUCUUGAAACACCUGGUAAGAGUUCAACGAUGGCAAACCGAGGCGUUAGCCUGGAUCCGCACAUCUUCACCAUUCGCGAUCUCAAAGCGGCGGCUUCUAAGAAGCUACCACGGACGAUCUCAGAAUACUUCAAUGAAGGGUCCAUGGAUCUUAUCACUUUACGGGAUAACGAGGAUGCCUUCGAUCGAUACAAGGUCCGGCCUCGGGUUCUGGUUGAUGUUACUGACAUUGACAUGUCUACUACGAUCUUUGGAACCAAGGUAUCGUUCCCACUCGGGUUUGCUCCGGCAGCCAUGCACAAGAUGGCACACGAGGACGGAGAGAUAGCGACGUCGCGCGCCGCAGCAAAAGCAGGCAUCUGCAUGGCGCUAUCUACUUAUGCAACGGCGUCUAUGGAGGAUGUCAUUGCUCAAAACCAGGACAACCCGUAUGCCUUCCAAAUGUCUCUUUACAUCAACAGAGAAGCCACCGAGAGAUUAGUCCGGCGAGCCGAGGCGGCCGGGUACAAAGCCAUCUUCCUGACUGUGGAUGCACCGGUCUUGGGAAGACGACUGAACGAAUAUCGCAAUUCAUUUGAGCCGCCGGAGGGCUUGACUUUUCCCAACCUCAGCUCAGACCCGUCCUUCAGCUUCGUGGAUGCCAGCAACGAAGGCUUAAUCAAUGACCGCGGAGUUACUUGGGAGGCUGCCGCAUCGUGGUUUAGGAAGCGGACUAAGCUGGAAGUUUGGCUAAAAGGGAUCUACACACCAGAAGAUGUUGAGCUCGCCAUCCGCCACGGGUUCGACGGAGUCAUCAUUUCCAACCACGGCGGGAGGCAGUUCGACGGCGCACCUGCCACUCUUGACGCGCUCCGAGAAUGCGCACCCGUGGCCGAAGGUCGAAUACCAAUUGCCAUAGAUGGCGGGUUACGUCGCGGAGCUGAUAUCUUCAAGGCGAUUGCGCUUGGAGCAAAGCACUGCUUUGUUGGCCGUGUGCCGAUCUGGGGUUUGGCAUAUAAUGGAGAGCAUGGUGUUACACUUGCUAUCUCUUUGCUUAUGGAGGAGUUCCGGCUUGCAAUGGCUUUAGCGGGGUGCCGAAGUAUCAGCGACAUACAUCGUGGCCGCUUGUCUAUAUUGGAGCCGAAUGGCGUUUUGAGUAAGCUCUAGUUGUCUCGACAUAUCAUUCUUGUAGUACUCUACCGCUUAGAUUUAGACCUUUUUCUACCUAAUGUAGACUACAUAGAUACUGGUUAAAUUACUCCUAGGAUCAUCUUCA
Molecule: messenger RNA, 1483 nt
Organism: Exophiala dermatitidis NIH/UT8656
Lineage: Eukaryota; Fungi; Ascomycota; Eurotiomycetes; Chaetothyriales; Herpotrichiellaceae
Product: FMN-dependent dehydrogenase
Exons: 9
Coding region: 259-1374 (371 amino acids)
Molecular function (GO): FMN binding; oxidoreductase activity
Source: RefSeq, a predicted model, not a curated record